AUGGCGGUGCGGCGGAGCAGGGGCUGGGCGCGCGGCGCGGCGGCUUUCGCGGCCGUGGCGCUGGCGGUGGGCGCGGGGCGGCGGUACGGGUGGGACGGCGCCUCCGCGGUGGCGGCGUUCCGCGAGGCCCGGGGCACGCUGGGGCCCUGGGCUGCGCCGGCCUACGUGGCCGCGCACGCGCUCACGCUCGCGCUGUGCCCGCCCUACGCCAUCUUCUUCGAGGGCGGCGCCGCGCUCAUCUUCGGCUUCCUGCCUGGCGUCGCGUGCGUCUUCUCCGCCAAGGUCCUCGGGGCCUCGCUCUCCUUCUGGAUCGGCAGGGCAAUUUUCAGAUACUUCACUUCAGCAAUGGAAUGGCUACAGAGGAACAAGUACUUCCAUGUUGUCGUUAAAGGGGUUGAGCGGGAUGGCUGGAAAUUUGUAUUGCUUGCUAGAUUCUCUCCUUUGCCUUCCUACAUCAUCAACUACGCUCUAUCAGCCACGGAUGUUGGAUUUUUUAGAGAUUUUCUUCUUCCCACAGUUAUCGGCUGCUUACCAAUGAUACUACAGAAUGUUUCCAUUGUAAGCCUUGCCGGUGCAGCAGUGGCCUCGACCACAGGAUCAAAUAAGUCCCAUAUAUACUCUUACCUGUUUCCAGCAAUGGGCAUUGUGUCCAGUGUUCUCAUUUCAUGGAGGAUUAAGCAGUAUUCCUCAGCCCUUGCUGUUCCUGAAGAGCUGCAAAGUUCACCUACUAAUGGAAAUGACAACGGUGAUGCUAAGCUGGCUUCCACACCAUCCAAAAACACCAGCUCUGGGAAAACUAGGAAGAGAAGCUGUUGUGACAUCCUCUAUAAGCAGAGGUCCACUCUUUGCCCACAAUCCAAAGCAAAUAGUGCAAUCUUAUACAGCAUCUAUGCUCCAAAAGCCCUAUCAGAUAAUCCUUCUCUGCAGGAUGUAUGCCCCAUGGCUCCCCAGGGUGAGCGGAAGCUGUUCAUGAAUGGUUUCCUCUGCAAGCAUCCCAGCACCAUCCUGGCCUCCGACUUCAAGACACUGCUGCUGAACCAUGCCGGAGACCUGGACAACAUAGUCCGGUCAUCGGUGAACAUGGUCACCACUACCGAGUUGCCAGGCCUGAACACCCUGGGCUUGUCGAUGGCGCGCACCGACAUCGCCCCCAAUGGGGUAGUGCUCCCCCAUUCUCACCCGAGGGCAUCGGAGAUGAUGUUCGUACAUGGUGGCAGUGUGGUGGUCGGCUUCUUGGAUACGAAGGGCAGGCUGUUCCAGAAGAGCCUUGGCGAGGGGGAGGUGUUUGUCUUCCCCCGUGGCUUGGUUCACUACAUCAUGAACUAUGGUUUUAACCUUGCAACCACGUUUUCCGUGCUGAACAGUCAGAACCCAGGCGUGGUUGGCAUUGUCCAUGCAAUGUUUGCGACAGAUUCAGAUGUAGUUGAGGGGCUGAUGGCCAGAAUGUUUGAGUUUGGAGAGAUGGGAGUGAGUGACAACAUUACUGCUGGUUUCCCAUGGGCAUUCUGA
Messenger RNA from Miscanthus lutarioriparius, 1509 nucleotides. Lineage: Eukaryota; Viridiplantae; Streptophyta; Magnoliopsida; Poales; Poaceae. The record is from the annotation of a GenBank genome assembly.